AUGGCAGCCCAGCUCAGCAGGGGCCAGAAGCCUUUCCACAUCGUAUCACCCGUCCUGGAGAGCCUGCCCCUGUCCAGGGCUGCAGGUACCAAGGUUUACAUGAAGCUGGAGAACGUUCAGCCUACUGGUUCCUUCAAGAUCCGGGGCAUCGGUCACCUCUGCCAGGAAGCUGCCAAGAAGGGCUGCAGCCACUUUGUUAGCUCCUCAGGGGGCAACGCGGGGCUGGCCGCAGCAUAUGCAGCCCAGAAGCUGGGGGUGCCGAUCACCGUCGUGGUCCCCAGCAGCACCGGCCCCGGCACUGUGCGUAGGCUGCAGGAGAUGGGGGCAGAGGUGGAGAUCUCCGGCCAGGUAUGGGAUGAUGCCAACAGGAGAGCCCUGGAACUGGCGGAGACCAAAGGCUGGGUCAGCAUCCACCCCUUUGACCAUCCCUUGGUGUGGCAGGGACACUCCAGCCUGGUCCAGGAGCUGAAGGACUCCCUGGAGAC
This is a messenger RNA of Nestor notabilis (Kea), 485 nucleotides long. RefSeq names its product serine dehydratase-like. The transcript has 5 exons. Gene Ontology annotation, molecular function: L-serine ammonia-lyase activity; pyridoxal phosphate binding; threonine deaminase activity. Gene Ontology annotation, biological process: L-threonine catabolic process; L-serine catabolic process. The record is from RefSeq and is a predicted model, not a curated record. The annotation marks the transcript as partial. Lineage: Eukaryota; Metazoa; Chordata; Aves; Psittaciformes; Psittacidae.